Molecule: messenger RNA, 6786 nt
Organism: Mesocricetus auratus (golden hamster)
Lineage: Eukaryota; Metazoa; Chordata; Mammalia; Rodentia; Cricetidae
Gene: Pbx1
Product: PBX homeobox 1
Biological process (GO): animal organ morphogenesis; neuron development; embryonic organ development
Cellular component (GO): nucleus
Molecular function (GO): DNA-binding transcription factor activity, RNA polymerase II-specific; RNA polymerase II cis-regulatory region sequence-specific DNA binding
Source: RefSeq, a predicted model, not a curated record
GGGGGUGGGGGGGAAAGUUUGCAUUGCAAUCCCCCUGCCUUCCUCUCCUUUCUCCCGAUCAAUGCAUAUUUGCAAAAGGAUUAAGCCACAGAUUUAAGCGCCGGGAGCCCAUUUCUGCCUUGCAAAGGAGAUCGGACUGAAAAACCCAAGGCAGCUCUGAUUUCUUUUCGCCAAGUGGGAAGGUGGUUUAUUUUUCUUGCUUUUUUGGAGUCAACACCCUUCCCCACCAGCCCUUAUCCCCACCCUCACCCCGCAACCCCUUCACGCCCCCCUCCCCCUCCCCAUCCUCCCACCAUCCUCUAAAGAGGCAAAGAGAUUUUUUUUCCCUUUUGGUCUUUUUUUUUUUUUUUUUAAACCCGGUCCCUGUUUAUCCUGAAAAGGAUUUGAAGACAGCUUGAAGGAUAAAAAGCCUCGGUGCUUCCCAGGCGCCGAGCCGAGGAGCCGAAGAGGAAGAACCGGGGCUGCCGGAGCCUUCGGAGAUGGACGAGCAGCCGAGGCUGAUGCAUUCCCACGCUGGGGUCGGGAUGGCCGGACACCCCGGCCUGUCCCAGCACUUGCAGGAUGGGGCCGGAGGGACCGAGGGGGAGGGCGGGAGGAAGCAGGACAUCGGGGACAUUUUACAGCAAAUUAUGACCAUCACAGACCAGAGUUUGGAUGAAGCGCAGGCCAGAAAGCAUGCUUUAAACUGCCACAGAAUGAAGCCCGCCUUGUUUAAUGUGUUGUGUGAAAUCAAAGAAAAAACAGUUUUGAGUAUUCGGGGAGCCCAAGAAGAGGAGCCCACAGACCCCCAGCUGAUGCGACUGGACAACAUGCUGUUAGCAGAGGGGGUGGCAGGGCCCGAGAAGGGAGGGGGCUCAGCAGCAGCGGCGGCGGCGGCAGCAGCUUCCGGGGGUGCAGGUUCAGACAACUCGGUGGAGCAUUCUGACUACAGAGCCAAACUGUCACAGAUCAGACAAAUCUACCACACGGAGCUGGAGAAGUAUGAGCAGGCGUGCAAUGAGUUCACCACCCAUGUGAUGAACCUCCUGCGAGAGCAAAGCCGGACCAGGCCCAUCUCCCCGAAGGAGAUCGAGCGGAUGGUCAGCAUCAUCCACCGCAAGUUCAGCUCCAUCCAGAUGCAGCUUAAGCAGAGCACAUGCGAGGCGGUCAUGAUCCUGCGCUCUCGGUUUCUGGAUGCGAGGCGGAAGAGACGGAAUUUCAACAAGCAAGCCACAGAAAUUCUGAAUGAAUAUUUCUAUUCCCAUCUCAGCAACCCUUACCCCAGUGAGGAAGCCAAAGAGGAGUUAGCCAAGAAAUGUGGCAUCACAGUCUCCCAGGUAUCAAACUGGUUUGGAAAUAAACGAAUCCGGUACAAGAAGAACAUAGGUAAAUUUCAAGAGGAAGCCAAUAUUUAUGCUGCCAAAACGGCUGUCACUGCCACCAAUGUGUCAGCCCAUGGAAGCCAAGCUAACUCGCCCUCCACUCCCAACUCAGCGGGUUCUUCCAGUUCUUUUAACAUGUCAAACUCUGGAGAUUUGUUCAUGAGCGUGCAGUCACUCAAUGGGGAUUCUUACCAAGGGGCCCAGGUUGGAGCCAACGUGCAAUCACAGGUGGAUACCCUUCGCCAUGUUAUCAGCCAGACAGGAGGAUACAGUGACGGACUCGCAGCCAGUCAGAUGUACAGUCCGCAGGGCAUCAGUGCUAAUGGAGGUUGGCAGGAUGCUACUACCCCUUCAUCAGUGACCUCCCCUACAGAAGGCCCUGGCAGUGUUCACUCUGACACCUCCAACUGAUCUCCCGCAAUCGCAUCCCGGCUGACCCUGUGCCGCAGUUGGGGCAGGGGCAGGAGGGGGGGUUUCUCUCCCAACGCUGAAGCGGUCAGACUGGAGGUCGAAGCAAUCAGCAAACACAAUAAGAGUCUCCUUCUCUUCUCUUCUUUGGGAUGCUAUUUCAGCCAAUCUGGACACUUCUUUAUACUCUCUUCCCUUUUUUUCUGGGUAGAAGCCACCCUCCCCUGCCUCCAGCUCUCAGACUGGUUUCUGUCAUCUUCCCUGGCCCUGUUCUCUGUUCUACACUCCCUGGGUUCCUGCCCUCUAUUAUAUCACUGAAGGAUAUUUUCAACAAUUAGAGGAAUUUAAAAAGGAAAAAAAAAACAAUUACAAAGAAAACAAUAAACGUAUUUGUAUGUUUCCGUGCUGGUGGUUUGAGGAGCCAGAUUUACCUCACUCAGAGCCCUCACCCUAUGUUGUUAGGCAAUCCUUCUGUCUCUCUUGUUACUCUCACUACCUCUUAGCAGGAAUGCACCACACUGCCCUACUCAUUCCAGGCCACUCUGUCUCUGUUUGCCCCUUCUUUCUGGGAAUCAUCUGAUUUCUUCCUCUUCUUUCUGGUCCCAGGUAUUUGUUGGGGACGGCCAUAACUGGGCUCCUAAAGGUGCCACAUUUCAGUGUUGCUCUUUCAGGUUGAGUCCCAGGCAGGAAGUCAGGCAAGAGGGGAGGGCACAAGGAAUAGCAAGGGCAGAAUUCCUACCAGCUUUCUCGUCCUCUUAGAAACAGUCUCAGAGGUCUGCGGAGGCUAUUCAACACUUGGGCGGCAAUGUUCAGAACCUCAUGCCAGUCAGAUCUGAGAGAGGUAUCCUGAUGGGCACAUCUGUAAAGAGUGAAGGUGUCUCAUCCUGAAAGGCUUCACUGUCCCUUCCUAGACAUGCGCACACACAUGACACACACCGGUGGGCACAUACACAACCUGACACUUUUGCUUGGCCGGAUGCUUCUACCCUUCCAUAAGUGACCUCCCCUAUGGAAGGCCCUGGCAGUGUUCACUCUGACACCUCCAACUGAUCUCCUAACAGUCUCACCCUGUGCAAAUGCAUACAUUAGCAACCCUAGUACUCUAACUGGUGAGCCUGAGAGAGAAGCAAUAUGUGCCUCGGGGCUUCUAGGAUCCACCAACAUGCACUUCCCACAGUGGGAUGCACAGGACAUUACGGGCAUGCAGGUUGGGUUUCAAGUGUAAACAGCUUUCGUUUCCACCACCUCUGGAGCUCUCAAGGAGCCAUAUACAGGACUUACAAUGUCUAUGAUGGAUUUGGCUGCUUUUUCUGUGUUUUUAUUAUAUUAUCUUUUCAAAACAUUAUAGUACACUGUGGUCUUGAUCCUGGCUUCUUCCUCUGGAGCAGAGAUGGUAUAGUAUGUGGUUCAGGUGAACUUUCUACUAAUUAACUUGAAGGCAUCAGAACCAUAGAGUAAGAGGUUUUGUUGUUGUUGUUGUUGCUGCUGCUGCUGUUGAAAUAAUCACAGUGAUCUAUAUACCAUGGGAUUGAAAGAAAAUAACAUUUACUAUAAAGUUGUCUUGCUUAUGACUUGAGCUUAAAUUCCCCAGUCAGCUCUGCCAGCCAUAAAAAUGGUAGCUUUGCCAGUAGAUUAGGUGGCAUAUGGUCAGAUAUCUUUGGAGCCUCAUGCUCUUCAUCUGUAAAAUGGCAAUUAUUAUGCUUGGCUCACCAUGGGGCUUGUAAGAGGCCCAUAAAACUGGUUUUGUUUACAUUUAAUCUCUAGAUUUGAUGGUCAAGAAAAGCAAUGGCCCUGUGAUGAACUGUUUCAUUUGAGGUCAGAGCCAUUCAUGAUUUUUUUGUUCUAACUUCUGCUUGUGAUCUUGAUAUCAUCACCAUAAUGACAAAGUGUUGUUUUCGAGGCUUUCUUCACUGAUUUGCUUUUGGUCUAUUAGUCUUCUUAGGAUAGAGAAGAGAUUUGAAACCAGAGGAAUAGAACUUGGUUUUAUUAGCUUCUACUUGAAUCCAGUAUGUGGCCUUGCAAGUCCUUGUCCCUAUCAUAACUAUUCUCUUUCAAGAAGUACAAGAGCUUGAGGGCUAAGACACCAGCCCAUAAAGUCACUCACAUUCCACAUGGCCCUGCAAUGAUGUAUAGGAGCAUCCUUCGUGUGUAUUGGGAGGAGUAGGGCAUGCAUCCUGGGAAAAGGGUGUUGGGGGUGAUAUUUGAAGGUAAUGCAGAAAGUAAUUAUUUGGCAAAUGAAAUUUUGUCUUGCUGAUCUAGGUCACUAGAAAGACAGUCAACUAACCUGUGACAUACUCAGAGAGGAUGCCUAGAAGGGACAUCAUCACAAGUCUAUAUAGUAAUGAGAACCAGUGAUCUUCGUCUUUGUGGCAGGACUAUACUGAAACCACUCAUACAAACAUGGUGAGAUCACACGAUUUAACAUGGAGCAAAUUAUAAGAGUAACUGAAGGGUUCUCUUGGAAGCAAGGACGACUCCAGAUCUGGACCUGAACACACGAAGGGCAUGAGUGGAACGAGGCGUUCACACAGACAGCUUCUCUCCAGGCAGUGGUAGCCCCACCCAUCGCUUCACUAGGCCCCCUUAGGUCCAACACUUAGCCCGUAGCCAGUUCCCCUUGCCCACUGUCAACUCCAACAUGGCAGCCCCCAGAUCUCUGUUGUCAAGCAAGGCUAAAGAAAGCUGGCAGCCUCAGGAUAGGAAUGGGAAGAGUGUGCCUAUAGAAAUUCUGACCGACCUCUAAAAUCUGUGCCCCGGGAUUCCUUCAUAGUCUAAGUAUAAAUGAGAGUGCUCCAUUUUCCACAGCAGCAGUUUUCUCCUGAGAAAUGGUAGCAGACCUUGGGUUUGUCACCCCACUUCUCUGCCUCUCCCUCCUCUUCCCUGGAGCAGAAUGGACUCCUGGCCGCGUUUCAGCCCCCUGCCACCGUCCUUCCACUGCUUUCCCUGUGGUAGUGCUUCUGUCUUAUUUUUUAUUAAUUUUUUUUGGUUGCCUUUUCUCACACCUCUCUUCACCUCUUUCCUUUCCUCUUUAUUUUUCUGCCCAGAAAAACCUGACUUCGAUACCAAAAAAAGAUAAAACUACAGAAACUCAAAUUUAAAAAAAAAAGCAAAAAAAAAAGACUCAACAAUUCUUUCAGCUUUAUUAACAUUUUCCAUCGUUUCUUGCAACUUGUGUCUUGUUCUUUGUAGUAUUGAUGAUGAACAUUUGAUAAUGAAUGUUCUUGUAUAUUCAGAUAAAGAAAAAAACCAAAAAAGCGGUCUGAAUUUAAUAGUGUUUAUAAUAAAAAUUUUAAAAAUGACCCUCAUAGCACGCAAAACAGGAAGGGGAAGUUUCCCUUCUUUCUGUGAUGAUACACAUCAUUCCUGCAUUAGUUUUAAACACCAAACUACCUAUGUUCCUCAUUCCCCCCAUAUUUCUUUUUAUUUUCUUGCAUUUGUGAAUUAGUUCAAGAAUGCUAGAAAAGUGUCAAGUUGUGUAUAUCCAUUUCUUCUUUCACAAUGUUUAAAAGUGACCGUAAUUCAUUUUGUAAGCUAAAAAAAAAAAGGAAAAAAAAGAAAAAAAAUAAGGUUGGAAUAGUGAACAUAAUAGGUACAACCUAACCCUUAUGUUUAUUAAUUUUGAGACCCAGAAAUAAAUUCUUUUCCUCUCUUUAUUCCUGCUCUUAAAAAUACAAAAAAAAUAGUUUUGUUUUGUGUUAUUUUGGUUUUGUUUAUUUGAGGGGGGUGCUUUUCUUCACUGUCAGGGUUGUGGGUCUUGCUGGUUUUAUUCUUUAACUAUGUAUACAAGGUGAUGUGACAGGGGUCCUUCGUAGAUGAGGCUGCUUCCUUGUUCUGCUUUGCUUCAGUCGACGUCAAAAACAGCGGUAAAGCCCAUGGCUGCAUGCCGUUGCUUUCUUGCGUGCCCAGGAAGUGUGGCACUCCUGUAAUCCCCAAGACAAUGAGGCAAGGACUUGCUUCCUUAAAAACUAAGGGAGCCUGUCCAGGGGAUUUCUUACACUAGAAGGAAAGACUUUUGCCUUCAUUGAUUCUGAAUGUCUUUCCUUCUCCUUGAUUAACGCCAACAGUCCAUGAGAAUGCUUCCAACAAGACUAGAAUUUUUCUCCUGGUGGAACUCCACAGGAGGUACUGCCAUGGUGGGUACCAUUACCAAGCAGAAUAGAUCCAGGAAGCAAGCCCCCGGGGCACAUCCACUUAGGAUCCAGAGUCCCCAGUUCUGGGUGGAGAGUUGGUGAAAUGUUGAGCCAGAGCCAAGGCUGCAGGUUGGAUGCUAAGAUGCUGGUUUCUGAUUCAUUGAUGGUGCGGUGCACUUGUCACUAACCUCCGGUUAGGUUGACUGUUUAAAUUGCAAAGCAAGAUUCAUCAGAAACUUAGUAUUAGUUAUAGGGCAAAAGAAAGCCAUUCAGUUUUGGACACCAUGCAUUCAAACAUUCAAGUUGUCAGGAAGCAGACAGAAUUCCAGCCAGAUAUGUGAAGGGGAAAAAAAAACAAAAACAAAAAACCAACUCAGAGUGGCUGAACUGUGCUUUAGGAAGCAUUUCCACCUGGGGACAGCUGUGCUCUUGUUUCCCUCAUGAGAAACGAAAGGCAUCCUUUCACAUCACCUCUGUGGUUUCCAGCCUAGCUCAAAGCUUUCUGGAAACUUUUAUUUUUUGUAAACAUUUUUUUUUGCCUUUUGUUAAAAUAAAUAAAACAUUGAAUGUUUCCCCCUCUUUCUCUAUUAUGUCUUCCCAUUGGGAGUUUCAUUUCGAAGUGUUUUCCUUUGGUUGUUGGUUUUUAUCCCCCCUCCCCCACUUUUCCCCUUAUUAUUGAGAGUAUGGACCUGCAAAAAGCUCUGCUCUGGUUUGGUUUUGAAAGCUUAAGCUUUUCUGCUUCUGCAAGAGCACAGGCUUCUUUCCCCUUUGAUUCCAGCUGAACUUUUGUGUUCUCUAAUGAUACUAACACGAUGUAGGUUUUACAGUCUCCUAAUUUGUACUGGUAAUGCAGAUUCCAAAUAAAUAGUUUCUUUUGUUGCAAAAUA